UUCUACAUAAUUCUCUUCCACCCACUGCCCUCCCUUCCUGUUGGCCUCUCAGUCGGGAAAUAUCUGGGGGAGUUGGUCUAGUUUAGAGAAAAAGUAGAAUGGAUACGUGCUACUUCUCCAUCCACCUUUUUUAUUUUCCUCAUAUCUGUCGGGAGACUUGUGUGCAGACAGGCGACUAGAAUCACAAUGUCAUCAGAGGAUCAUAGGAAUGUUGGCGGCAAAUCAGAAGAUUUCACAGUGGCAGUGCCUGAUGUGUGGCCAGAGGUGGAGAGGGCAGUGCAUUUGGCCCGAGGGGCUGCACUGAAGUGGGCAUCGGUCAUUUUCUGUCGACCUGAACAUCUGAAACGACUGAACCAGUACAGUAAGAGCGAGAGUGAGAGAACUGCCUCCAUGCAUACCAGACUCAAGGUGACAGCAAUGGAACACACCCAGAUGUUGAUGGUCCAUUCGUACUUGGAAGAAGUGGGCUGGGGUAUGGUUCAACUCCGAGAGGCACUGGCUGAACUGAGCGAGCCAUCUCAGACUUUAAAGAAAGCUGGAGUGGAGUUCAACAGAAAUCAAGAUGAAAUGAAAUCUUUGGAGAGGCUGAGAGCAGUGUCAGUCAACCACCGUCAGCUCUUCACCGCAGUCAGCUACCUGCCAAGACUUUACUCUGUUGGGAGCAUGGUUUUGCAAACUGAGCAUCUGGUGGAGUCAAGAAAACUCCUGGAAGCCCAUGCCUACCUGAUGAAACUGGAACAGUGGCAGGAUGACAUACUCUGGCAGCUUCAGGGAGCUGCUGGGAUGCCAGGAAAUGAGCUCAGCACUGAAGACCAAGAGCUGGUGUCCAAAUACUUCUUUGGUGUUAGGAAGCUGGUGAAGACUUUGGGAAAGGAGCUGUGGGCAGUCGUGAGCAAUGCCUUGGCUGUGGUUCGCCAAAACCCCACAUCAUUUGUUUCAACUGUGAGGAUUAUAGAGCGAGAAGAAGCUAUUGACAGAAUUCUGCUGGAGGAACAAGCUGAGGGCAAUGCUAGGCCCCUACCACCUGGACGACCUCGUUGCUGGAGAGCAUGUUUUUUCAAGGUACUAGAGGAGGCGGUGACUGCUCCAUUUCGUAGUGUGUCUUUCCUUCCCACACAGGGCCCAGGUUUGGCAAGGCACCUCUCUAAUCUGCAGCAUGCGCUCAUGGAUGAUCUGGCGACAGUACGGCACUUGUUGGAGCCCUGUGUCCCAUCACAUUACCGCCUAACCAGAGCCUACAUUAGGGCGAGUCACCACUGUUUACAUGCUCACUUGACACAGGUUAGCAGUUGGGACCUGGAGAGCGGUGAGAUUUUUGCUCUGCUCAACUGGGUACUACAUAUCUACAACAGCUCUGAAAUGAUGGGUCAUCCAGAGCUGCUCUAUGAAAUGCAAGGAGAAAAGCUGGAACCUCUGAUCUCUCCUGAGGGAUUAGAGCAACUUCAGAACAAAUAUGUCACACGCGUUCGGAAGAAUGUGUCUGAAUGGAUGCAAAAAGCUCUGCAGGUGGAGCUGCAAGACUGGCAAAGGGACCAGGAGCCAGAUACAGACCACGAAGGUUUCUACCAGACCAGCCUACCAACAAUCAUCACUCAGAUGUUGGAGGAAAAUGCCCGUGUGGCCCUAUUGAUUGGCGAAGCCCUCAGAAACCAAACAAUCCAAAUGGGACUGUAUGAGAUGGAAAAUCUUCUCAACAGAUUUCGAGAAGCUCUGAUGGAUUUUUGGAAAGAGCGUCGCAGCGAUCCAUUGAACAGCAAAAGCAAGUUCUACCUCCACUAUCUCCUCGCUUCCAUUAGCAACUGUAUCAUUCUCAAAAAGUCUACAGAGAGCCUUCAGCAGCAACAGUCAUCCGGCAAAAUAGGACUGUUCUCACGGACUCCUCCCAACCCACUGGCAGGUCUGGAUCGAGUAGUACGGAGGGCUUGUCGCAUAGUAAUGGAUCAGCUGCUGUUGGACCUAAAGCCAUUCCUCACUGGCCUACUGACACGGCCCUGGCUAGUCCAGGGAGAGCCCACUCCUAAACUCUGCCACAUCCUGCAGUAUCAUCUGGACCUGUACAGCCAUGUUCAACCGCCCUGCCGACAGCGGCUGCAGGAGGAGGCCCAGUGGUUGAUGGUGGUGGAGUAUGUCAAAGCACUGAUGCAGAAGAGGCUGAUAUGUCGCAGUGCUGAGGAAAGGAGAAAAUUCACUCAGCAGAUGGUCAAAGAUAACCAACAAUUUGGAGACAUUUUCCAUGAUUUGGAAGGUGAUGGGUUAUUAUCUGAAGUGAAACCAUUAAACCUACUUCCAGUCUUGGCUGACUUCAUCAAACUCAAAGACCCCAGCAUGCUCCCUCUUGAGGUGUCUGGCCUUGCAACAAAAUAUCCCGACAUCAGUGAAGAACAUGUGUCUGUGUUGCUGGACAUCCGUGGUGACAUCUCCAGGGACAUAAGAGUAUCGGCGCUGGAGCUUCUGCAACACAGUACCGCCCCUCUGCCACCUGGAUACCGCCCGAUCUUCACAGAUAUCCAGGUUCCACCUUCAACAAUGGCCUUCUGCCUGCCAACUGCCAAAUGUGCAUGAUGAUUGACUUCGCAGUCAGUUAUAUAUAUGUAUGUAUAUAUUUUUUUGAUACGAUAAAAAAGCUACAAUAUGUGUUUCUGACGUACGGUCCUUUUUCAUGGCAUCUCAGUUUCAAGCCAAUGUCUAUCUAGUACAGAAAUUCAUCAUCAAACGUUGAGCUUGUUAGAAUAUGUAGUCAAGGAGAAUACGCUACAGCUUAGUUACUAAAAGAAUUUGAUUUUUGGUUUUAGGCUCGAGCUGAGCGAUGAGAAGAAUUUGGUUUUAUGGUUUUGGUUGUUGUUGUUGACUGAGCAAAUAAAGAUAUUCAUGAAGAA
Hippocampus zosterae (dwarf seahorse) is the source of this 2876-nucleotide messenger RNA. It is a transcript of the gene exoc3l1, whose product is annotated as exocyst complex component 3-like 1. The transcript has 15 exons. Gene Ontology annotation, cellular component: exocyst. The record is from RefSeq and is a predicted model, not a curated record. Gene Ontology annotation, molecular function: SNARE binding. Bases 187 to 2562 code for a protein of 791 amino acids. NCBI's taxonomy places the organism in Eukaryota, Metazoa, Chordata, Actinopteri, Syngnathiformes, Syngnathidae. Gene Ontology annotation, biological process: exocytosis; exocyst localization.